Porites lobata is the source of this 792-nucleotide messenger RNA. The record is from the annotation of a GenBank genome assembly. NCBI's taxonomy places the organism in Eukaryota, Metazoa, Cnidaria, Anthozoa, Scleractinia, Poritidae.
AUGGCGAACUCACUUUGCCCUGUUUUGAUGAUAGCAUUGCUCGUCUUUAGCUUCCGUGGGGCUCAUUCUAACUGUGAAUUUCAAGAAUUCACGUCCGAUAAAUGUAGAAGCGCAGACCACAUCAUCGUUGAAGAUCAGAGGGUGGAGAAGCAAAAAGAGAGUCAAACAGAGGCACAAACCAGCAAAAGAAUCCAACUCCCUGACUUACAAACAAGUGUGCGAUGGUUUUGUGGCGGCACAGCGGAGCGUGCAGCGUGGAGUAAACCAGCCAACCAGCUACGCGUGUUUUACCGAAGCGACGGUACAAUUCAAUGGAGUGUUUACAAGUGCACUGACCUCUCAGGUCCUAAGAAAGCUGGGGAGAACUGUGCUGUGCCGGAAACCACUGAAUUCUGCCCCAAAUUCGACGGAGCCAACUCUAGCGCCUGUGUGUUUGAGCUGAAGAAGUCGACGUCCCAGGUGAACUCGAAAACUACUACAGUAUCAAUUGAAGGCAAACUAAGGGGGGAGGUAGAGAAGCAAGCUGGUCCCUUGACCGCUAAGGGGUCAGCAGAGGUAACAGGCGGAUUUUCUCAGUCAUACACCAAGGCUAAAGUAGUCAGCUAUGAAACCCGACGUUUCCUUGUCAUUCCUCCAGGCUUCUCCUUCUGCGCUUUUACUAACAAUACCAGUGUUUCUGAUGUCCAUUCCGCCACCGGCUUUCGUUGGAAGUGUUCCUUUCCUGAGUACAUUCAAUCACAAGAACAGUUCCACAAUGGGCGCUGCACAAGUCUGGAAAUCUGUGACGUCGGU